CCAAGCGGGUAACAGGAAGAAACGCGUGGGGCCCCGCGACGAGCGAGCGAGCACGGUCGCGUACAAGUUGUACUCGUUGUGUUGCUACGGCACAGCGAUCACACUCGCUCGUGUUCAGGGAGCCGCAGUGUGUGUUCGGCCCGGACCUGUAGGCACUGUCCACAGCCACCGUGGUGCUGAAGCGUUGUUCCCUGGAAGCCUCGCGUCUUAAAUCCCAGUUGCCACAUGGAAGUCGGAGAGGCAACCGUGGAGGAAGAGGCUUCGCAAUCCAAAACGUUCAAGACUUGGCAGGACAGCGCUUUUUGCAGACGGCAGAGGGCACUUGAGCAAGGAGUCUGCCCAUACAGAGUCGACAUUGGCCGACGAAUUCUCACGGACAAAAAUGCCCUCUUCCCACUUCUGCAUCAAGGAAACGAGAGCGAGCUGGGCCUCGAGGUGUCCUCUCUGCGGGACGGCGUCGUGCGUGUGCGGAUCAACGAGACGCGCCCCCUACGGCCACGGUACCAGGUCCCAGAUGUCCUGCUGGCAGAGCCGGACACCCAGAGAUGGACUGAGGAAUCUGUGGACGAGAAGAGAGUGACACUGGGUGCCGGGGAAGUGAGCGUAGUCGUCACGGCCGCCCCCUUCCAGGCAGAAGUUCGUCUCGCUGGCCAUCCGUUUGUGAGUCUCAACCCGCAGGGUCUGCUGCAUUUUGAGGUUCUUCAAGAGAGACCGGAACGUGCUGUUGGGGUAAGCGGUGUGGAGACACAAGCAAAAGCAAAUGACGACCCAAAAGCAACGGAGGCCUCGUCAGGAGCAGACGUUGACAGUGAUGGAUUGUGGGAAGAAACUUUCAAUGAGGUCGUGGACAAAAAACUGAACGGGCCGUCCUCGGUGGGGCUGGAUUUUGCGCUGCCGGACUGCGGACACGUCUACGGCAUUCCCGAGCGAGCCACCAGCUUCCGGCUGAAGCCAACCACGGAGGGCAGCCCUUACCGCAUGUUCAACCUGGACACGUUUGGUUACGAGCUGCACAAUCCACAGGGCCUGUACGGGGCCGUGCCUCUGCUGCUCGCUCACUCAGCGCGGCGCACCUCUGCCAUAUUCUGGCUCAACUUCGAAACCUGGGUGGAUGUGUCUACGACACAGCAGCAGCAGCAGCCUCCGGUGCCCUCCGAGCCGUCGGCGAGUCAGAGUUCGUCGGCCUGCGAUCGAGUGGACACGGGGGUCCGCUGGAUGUCGGAGAGCGGCAUCAUCGAUGUGAUCGUCCUGCCGGGCCCGACGCCGUGCGACGUGCUCCGGCAGUACGCCGGCCUCACGGGCACGCAGGCCCUGCCACCCUUAUUCGCGCUCGGCUACCACCAGAGCCGCUGGGCCGAGCAGACGGAGGCCGACACGCGGGAGGUUGACAGCGGCUUCAGGAGGAGCUGCAUCCCGUGCGACGUCCUGUGGCUCGACAUUGAGCACACGGACGGCAAGCGGUACUUCACGUGGGAUGCCGGUCGCUUCCCCGACCCCGUCGGCCUCCAGAACGACCUCGCGGCAAAAGGUCGCAAGGUGGUGACCAUUGUGGACCCGCACAUUAAGGUGGACGAUGAGUACUUCAUUUAUUCGGAGGGCAAUGCCAGGGGAUAUUUUAUCCGAAACCCCGACGGGAGUAACUACGAGGGCCGCUGCUGGCCCGGCCUCUCCUCAUACCUGGACCUGACCAACCCCGAGGUGCGUGAUUGGUACGCGAGCAAGUUUGAUUUCUGCAACUACAAGAACUCGACGGCGGCGCUGUUCACGUGGAACGACAUGAACGAGCCGGCCGUGUUCCACUCCAUCGAGAAGACGGUGCCCAGGAACUGCCUUCAGUGGGGCGGCUGGGAGCACCGAGACAACCACAACCUGUACGGCUUCUACCAGCAAAUGGCGUCGGCGGACGGGCUCGUGAGGAGGUCGGGAGGCCUGGAGCGGCCCUUCGUGCUCACCCGCUCGUUCUUCGCAGGAUCACAGCGCUACGGUGCGGUGUGGACAGGGGACAGCCUGGCGACGUGGGAUUACCUUCGCAUGUCCACACCGAUGCUGCUGAGCCUCAGCGUGUGUGGGAUCUCGCUGUGUGGAGCGGACGUGGGCGGCUUCUUCGAAGAGCCUCAGUCGCAAGCGAUGGUGCUGCGCUGGUUCCAGGCCGGCUCGCUGCAGCCGUUCUUCCGCGUCCACUCGGCCAAGGUUCGGCGCGAGCCUUGGCUCAUGGGCGCCAGCGGCGAGAAGCUGAUCCGGCGGGCGGUGGCGCUGCGCUACUCGCUGCUGCCGUACUGGUACACCCAGUUCUACCACGCGCACCGCACCGGCCAACCCGUCAUGCGACCUCUCUGGGUUGAAUUUCCUUCGGAUGAGGAGACUUUUGUUCUGGAGGAUCAGUACAUGAUCGGCAAUGCCCUGUUGGCCCGGCCGGUGACUGAGGACAACGUGAAUACGGUGCAAGUUUACCUCCCUGGGAGAAACGAGGCAUGGUACGACAUCCACAGCCACAAGCGCUACCCAGCUCCGGGCAAGAUCGUGAAGCGUGUCAACAUGUCCUCGAUCCCUCUGUACCAGCGAGCUGGAACCAUCAUCCCCCAAAAGCUCCACCUGCGGGACUCCACCGAGCUCAUGAAGGACGACCCCUACACCCUGCUUGUCGCUGUGGACCCAGGGGGCUGUGCUGAAGGAGAGCUGUUCGUAGACGACGGCCAUUCGUUCCUCUACAAAACCCAACAGCGGUUCCUGCACCGCGGCUUCAGCUACAGCGACAGCACGCUCACCUGCAGGUCUCUGGACUCUGCGGGAUCCAUGGAGUCUCGCGUGCAGGUGGAGAAGGUUGUGGUCGUGGGUGUGCGUCGUCCCGCCCGCGUUCUGCGCUCGCUGCCAGGUGGCAAAAAGAAGGCACUCCAUUUCGGGUACAAUGCCAGCUCAUCGGUGCUGGUUGUCAAGAAUGUGGGCGUUCCCAUCGCCUCCGACUGGAGCAUUUCCCUCACCUUAAAACAGGGCCACAAGUCUUCCUGAGCCUGACCAACCAGCCUUGACCAUUUCGAUACAAUCCUGCUGCGAGCCAAACCCAGUUGCAUAUCAAUACACACACACACACACUCCUUCCUUUAGCUCAUCAUCUCUCACAGCAGCCGAGUUGCCAAAUAUACAUUUUAUGGGUCAGGGUGACAGUGCAGCAUCGAAGGCGGAAACCAGUGAUUGGCUGUGGGUCGGCAAAUUCGAUACAGCCACAGGUGUGGCUGAAAUAGAUCAUUGCGUUCUCCCCUCGGUUGCGUACCCAAGGGGGCAGGCCACUGCCGCCACCUCCCUCCAUCCCAUCCCAAUCCCACACCCUUCUCUUCAGCUCAGAGUGCCGUGCGCUCCGUGUUAUUGCAUCCUGACCAGGGAAGGGUUAUUGAAGUGGGCCACUCUGGUGUCUCUCGCAGUGUUUGUUUAGGUGACGCCAUCAAAAGGGUGCAGUUGAGCGUUACACCCAGGACUCUAUUCCUGUAUUGUCCGCGCCAAUUGUCCGAUAUUUUUUUUUUCUGAGGGUCGACGGCAAAGAGCGAACGUGGAUGUUAGUCAGUGGUGGCGGGUUUUAACGACACAUUUAUAGCAUUUUUACGCGAUCUAACCCCAAAAAACAACAGCUCUAUUAUGAACGUGGAUGGUUUGCAAACCUGCAGGUUAAAUCCUUCUAACUGGAUUCGGAGUGUCCCUCCCUGUUCAUUGCUCAAGAACUCUUGUGCGGAGUGCGGUGUUGUGAUGUGGAAAGGGCGAAGUAGGAUUGGAUGGGCUAGUUGGAGCAUGGGAACUGGAGAGAGAAAGAAUGAUCUCUGUUUACAGUUGUGCAAUGCAAUUUAAUACUACAAUAUGGGUAACCCCCUCUAUAUACAGAACAGAUAUGCACCUUAAAAGUUGUCCGGAGAGCGAAAUUCUGUAUUCACAUCCAUAUAUUCCCAUUGACUCCCCAUGUAUAAUUGGAGGUACAUGCCUACAGGAGAAAAUGUCAGCCCCAAGACAUGAUAAAAUAGAAUGCAGUAGACCUUUUUAAAGUAUAUAUUUUGUGGAAAAUCGAUCAUUUUUAAUUAAAAUAUCAAUUACAAUACACAAAAUAAGCUAAAUAAAAAUACUGUACAAUACAUGAGAUGAGGUUUUCCCUUUUUUCUGGCAACAAAACAGGUGUUAAGAUGUUAAAACACCAAACUGAAACCUUUUACAAGGAAUCAUGUCUGCAUUAACCACAAUACUUGUGGUCAAAAUGUAAACAAAAAACAUACUCUGAUAUUCUAUGCAUUGUCUUUGAAACUGAUUGGUCCACACCAGAGACAACUUUCUUUUGAGCAUUUUGGCGUCCUCUGGUCUGACACCGUUUGUCAGGCAAAAUAAGUUCAACAUGCACACAUACAUAGGCAUUGCAAUUAGAGAUUUCACAAUAUAUCAAUAAAUACGCUUUGAUACACUGGCAGUGUGAUUCAUGCAACAGUUGUGCGUUUCAGAAUGGACUUUGUUGUUUGUGAUUAGUUCAUGGAAACCCUGCAGCCAGUGCAGAUUGUAAAUGCUGCACAAGGGUAAAACAAAAACAAGAUUCAAUCAUCAAAUCACGAAUUGUGACGAUCGAUCGAAUCUUACAGGGGUUAAUCCUUACAUCCUUGACAACCAGAAAUUAACACAUUAAACAUAAUAUCACGGAUGAACUUGGACAUUAAUGGAAUUCUGUUUUAGGGUGUUUUAAACUCGUUUGAGCAUGUUUUUGCCGAUAAUGGUGUGCACUGAUUGUUACAAAAAGUUAAUUCACUGCAUGAGAGGCACGAUCAGAAUAGUUUGAGAAUUGUAUAAGGUUUGGUCAUUCUUAAAUGCAGCAGAAAGUGGGCCUGACAUUCUCCUCUAGAAUCGUCUGAUUCAAUGCAAAAUCCAUGGUUGUGUCAAUGAUGGCGACAGUGGAUUGGUGAAGCCCCAAAUAUUUAGAAUGUUUUUCGUAACCCUUUCCAGCCUAAUGAGCAUCAAUAACUCUUUUUCUGAGAUCUUCAGAUUUAUUUUGAUUGUGGCGUCACUUGUUUCCACACACACCUGUAUGGUGAAGAUCAAACUCACAGUGUCUGAUCUUUAUACAGGGUGGGACCUCCCAAACUCAUCGCUGAAGAUCUACCUUAUUAUUGAAACACCUGAUUCAAAUGAUUCCCUUAAUUGAGCAAAUGAAACCAGGGGUUCACUUUUUCACAUACCCUGAACCGUAAUUACUCUGUUUAAUUCAUACUUAAUGUUGCUUCAAAAGACAUGGAAUUGUUUAAUAUGAGCCCUAUUGGAUAUUUAAUAAAAGACCGGCUUUAAUUCAAGAAGGCUCUCAUGGUAGAACUAUGGAAUUUCCAUAAUCAUUGGGGUUCGCAAACUUUUUCUCGCCACUGUACCUCAUUCUCAACAAACUGUUGACUGCCUCUUAUGCAUGUUCACAGGUUCAGUUUGUCUAAUUACUCUUGGUUGCGUUGACUUGGUAGCAGUACUGCAAUCACUAACUUCAAGGGAAAGUGAUUGAUUUUAGCAUUUGCAAAUGACUUCGGUGUGUUGGUGUUUACAAGGCGGCAGUUUCAUAUCGCCGCCGCUGCAUGGCUGAACGAUAGCUUCAGUUAUCGCGGGACUUUAAACGUCUUCUGGAAUUAAAUAAUGAAAUAAAUGCACAAAUUCUGUGCCGCCACUCUGA
Messenger RNA from Lethenteron reissneri (Far Eastern brook lamprey), 5668 nucleotides. Its product is annotated as neutral alpha-glucosidase C-like. NCBI's taxonomy places the organism in Eukaryota, Metazoa, Chordata, Hyperoartia, Petromyzontiformes, Petromyzontidae. Gene Ontology annotation, molecular function: alpha-1,4-glucosidase activity; carbohydrate binding. The record is from RefSeq and is a predicted model, not a curated record. Gene Ontology annotation, biological process: N-glycan processing; carbohydrate metabolic process.